This is a messenger RNA of Durusdinium trenchii, 243 nucleotides long. The record is from the annotation of a GenBank genome assembly. NCBI's taxonomy places the organism in Eukaryota, Dinophyceae, Suessiales, Symbiodiniaceae.
AUGGCAGAGUGGCUGAGUCUGCGUUGGAUGGUGGACGGCUUGGAGCUUCCACUACCUCGUGGAUACCGUGUGAUCCUUGAGGAGAGUGAUGAGCGAGCGGAAAGACGUGUCAUCCUUGCUGCCGUCGCAAUUCACAAGAAGGCAGCUGAGCAACGGGAUGCUGCCUGGAGCUUCUGGCAGGGUCUGCAAGAAUCCUUUGCGUGCUGCUCCCACCCAACAACGGAGGCUGACAUGGUUGUAUAA